Bombina bombina (fire-bellied toad) is the source of this 2626-nucleotide messenger RNA. Its product is annotated as gastrula zinc finger protein XlCGF26.1-like. NCBI's taxonomy places the organism in Eukaryota, Metazoa, Chordata, Amphibia, Anura, Bombinatoridae. The record is from RefSeq and is a predicted model, not a curated record. The coding region runs from base 488 to 2242 and encodes 584 amino acids. The transcript has 5 exons. Gene Ontology annotation, biological process: regulation of immune system process; regulation of cytokine production; negative regulation of transcription by RNA polymerase II.
GCAAAGACGUCACGGGAACGCACAAUCUGAAACCGGAAUUGCAUGAGAACAUGGCUCAAUAAAAUACGUCAUAAAUAUGCGACAGCGAUAUCAGUAAUUGGUACAUUUGCCUUGUAAGAGAGUUGUUGCUGAUCUUACGGUGCUAUAUUAUACGUGCGGGAGUGAGGGAGAAUCCUAUCUCUUACACUAACUGGUUCCGGGCUGCACCUAUAACCCGGUGUAAUGGUAAGAGGCCGAACACUGGGACAAGGGCUAAUAACAGGAUUUUAACGGACUGAGGGCGGAAGUAGCGUCGUGACGUCACAGUUUCCCUCAACCAGUAUGGCGGCUACGAGAUUAGUCUACAGACAUAGAUCAGGUGUUCUAAUAUUAUAAAGAACAAGUUCAAACCGUAUUAUUUGCUUCACACAUCACAAACAAAAGGGAAAUCUCUUUGUUUUUGAACAACAGGAAGAUUGAGAUUUUAAAUCAAACGGCAUAAACUUUGAUGAUGAAUAGACAGGAUCAGUCUGAGUUUGAUGAAGUUGCAGUUUAUUUCUCUGACGAUGAAUGGGUCUGUCUGUCUGAGGAACAUAAAGCGCUGUAUAAGGAUGUGAUGAUGGAGAAUUACUGGACCCUCCGGUCACUAGGAAUGGUGACCAUAAAGCCUUUAGUCAUAUCAAAGAUGGAGCAAGGAGAGAAGCCGUGUAUCAGUGGUUGGGAGAAGAUCAAGGAGGAAAUCCCUGUUAAUACUAAUAUAGAAUUACUUACAACAAAUGAGUCAGAGAACUGGAAUUCUAUGAGACACAGAAAAAGCUUGAAUCACUUUGGAGAUCAAGCCUUGGUGAAUGGAGAAAACAAGAUAAUCGAAAAUUACGAGGAAGCAAUUCAGUGUUAUAAAAAUCAAUUUAACGAUCUUCUAAUAGAAUCUGAACUUAAUUUGACUAAAGAAUUUAAGCAAUAUGAGGAAUUAUACUAUAGAGAGCCUUUUUUGUCCACACCAAAGGAAAAUGGAGAAUUUGUGGAUUCUCACAAUGCAACAUCUAAUGCUCUAGUCAUUAAAAGAAACCUUUUUGGAAAGGAUUACAUUGAAUAUAGUGAAAAUACGUUUCCAUACAGUACACAAUUUCUCACUUAUCAAAUCGAUCACGCAUUUGAGGCUCAGUUAGGAUGUUCUGAAGUUGAAGAACUUUUCCAAACAAAUUCCGGCUUUAGCCAAAAAAUAACUGCCAAUGGAGAAGUACAAUUUAGGUGCUCUGAAUGUGAGGAAUAUUUUGUUAGCAGUUCAGAACUUGCUGCACAUCAGAAUAUCCAUACAGGUGUUAAACCAUUCCAAUGUCCUGAAUGUGAUAAAUGUUUUAACAAUAGUUCCCAGCUCUUUAUUCAUCAGAGAGUUCAUACAGGCCUUAAACGCUAUGCAUGCUCUGUUUGUGGAAAAUGUUUUAUUCAUAACUCACAUCUUAUUAUCCACCAGAGAAGCCAUACUGGAGACAAACCUUUUGCAUGUUCUGAAUGUGGGAAAUGUUUUACCAGCAAUUCACAUCUGGUGAUACACCGGAGAAUUCAUACUGGAGAGAAACCAUUUGCUUGCUCUAAAUGCGGCAAAUGUUUCACCAGCAGUUCGGAUCUGGUUAGACAUCUGAAAGUUCAUACAGGAGAGAAACCUUUUUCUUGUUCUGAAUGUGGGAAAUGUUUUUCUAACAACUCACAUCUUGGUAGACAUCUGAAAGUUCAUACAGGAGACAAACCCUUUGAAUGCUCUGAAUGUGAUAAAUGUUUUGCCAGUAACUCAGAUCUGGUGAGGCAUCGGAGAAUUCAUACGGGAUACAAAGCAUUUAUAUGUUCUAAAUGUGGACAGUGUUACACCAGUAGAUUAGAUCUUUCCAGACAUCAGAAGAUUCAUACAGGAGGCAGGGCCUUUGUGUGUACUGAUUGUGGCAAAUGUUUUACCAGUAAUGCAGAUCUGAUAAUACAUCAGAGAAUUCACACAGGAUAUAAACCAUUUGCAUGUGCCGACUGUGGAAAAUGCUUUACCAGUAAAUCAGAUCUUGUUCGGCAUCAGAAAAUUCACACCGGAGAGAAACCAUUUGUGUGUACUCAAUGUGGGAGACGUUUUACUAAUAGCUCACAUCUUCGUAAACAUCAAAACACUCACACAGGAUACAAACCUUAUGCCUGUUCCGAAUGUGGAAAAUGUGUUGCCAGUAAAUCCACACUUAUUAAACAUCAGAACAUUCACAUGAGAGAAAAAACAAAUACAUGAUUGUGGGACAUGUUUUAUUCGGUUUGACAUCAGAUAUGAAUUAGUUUUUAUAAAAGACUAUUAUUAUGAUUUAUCAACCAUAUGCAUGUAGGUGUUUUCGUAUACGUGUAUCUAAACCACAAUUGGGACUGAUUUUGACAUUUUGUUAUUCUUAAUAGUUGACUUUAUCAUUUUCUUUUAUAAGUGUAUAUUACUUAUGGGAUAUUAGCAAAAUAGCCGUUGUGCAGUUUAUUUAUCUGAUAAUCUCUGUAAAACCAACAAGGGACAUAUUGUGUAGCAGCAUUAGACUUGUGAUGUCUGCUAUAAACCCUUCCAGUUGUCAGAACCAUAACAUUUAAAUUACAGGAAAAGUGGUGUUAAAUAAGAAUAAAAUUAUAUUGCAGA